AUGGAUACCGAGAUUCUCAAGUCAACAGCCGGAAACGAGGCGACGCCGGUGGUGGGAGCUUCUAAGAAUGCCUACGUGACGUUCUUGGCCGGCGCCGGCGACUAUGUGAAAGGCGUCGUUGGAUUGGCCAAGGGUUUGAGGAAGGUCGGCGCUGCUUUCCCGCUUGUGGUGGCGCUCCUGGCCGAUGUGCCGGUGGAGCACCGCCGCAUCCUGGUGGAGCAGGGCUGUAUACUCCGUGAGAUCGAGCCGGCAUUCCCUUCUUCGGAUGCCGAUCAGAACCACACAUAUGUUAGGAAUUAUUUCCUUCUCAACUACUGCAAACUUCGCCUUUGGAAGUUUGUGGAGUAUGAGAGAAUGAUAUAUAUGGAUGCGGAUGUACAAGUGUUUGAUAACAUAGAUCACCUGUUUGAGCUUCCGAGUGGCUAUUUCUAUGGGGUGGUCGACUGCGUGUGUGAGAUGUCCGGCGAUGUCUGCCCACAGAAGCUCGGGUGGCCGCAGGAACUCGGCCCUCAGCCCCCUUUCUACCUCAAUGGCGGCAUGUUUGUUUUCGAGCCUGAUCUCAUCACCUAUCAUCAUCUCAUUCACACCCUCAGCCUCACCCCUCCCACCCCUUUCGCCGAGCAGGUGAUUUCUCCGGAGUACAACCUAUUGGUGGCAAUGUUGUGGCGGCAUCCAGAGGCUGUGGACGCGGAGAAGGCGAAGGUGGUUCACUACUGCAUGGAGGGGUCGAAGCCGUGGAGAUUCACCGGUGAGGAAGAGAAUAUGGACAGAGUAGACAUGAAGAUGUUGGUAAGCAAGUGGUGGGAUAUAUACAAUGAUGCCUCCUUGGAUUUCAAUGCCGCCGGCGAAGGUGGUGGUUCAUUAUAG
Molecule: messenger RNA, 867 nt
Organism: Salvia splendens (bonfire salvia)
Lineage: Eukaryota; Viridiplantae; Streptophyta; Magnoliopsida; Lamiales; Lamiaceae
Product: galactinol synthase 2
Exons: 3
Coding region: 1-867 (288 amino acids)
Molecular function (GO): glycosyltransferase activity
Source: RefSeq, a predicted model, not a curated record